Molecule: messenger RNA, 530 nt
Organism: Dibothriocephalus latus
Lineage: Eukaryota; Metazoa; Platyhelminthes; Cestoda; Diphyllobothriidea; Diphyllobothriidae
Source: the annotation of a GenBank genome assembly
ACCCCUGUGUCGCGGAGUUCUUCAUUGUUCUGCUUCUAGCUGGUGGUGAACGAGAACGGUUGCGCCACUUUCUGGCAACCAAUGAAGAAUAUCGAGCCGAUUUUGUUAUCGAGCUGCUGGACGAAGAAUCCUACCCGUCAGAACUUGCCUGUGUAUAUGAGAAGAUCGGGGACACACAGAAGGCGUCGAAACUGGCUCAAACCGAUUUCCUCUCUCAUUGGACUGGUCUUGUUGCUUGCUGCAGCCCGUCGACGGCUUCUGAAGCAGAAAAGCAGUCCAUCUUUACGCAAGCAGCCGCCUCUCUCCGCGCCAGUGCUGACUGCCUCUUCGCCCUGUCUGCUCGCCGUUGCGUGGCGAGGCGGGAUUUGGAAAAUGAGAGCUACUGGUAUACCAUCAUUGACCUGCUAUUCGCUCUGCGUAAACAAAAGCAAUUUGACCGCGUGAUGUCAGGUAAUUUGGAUUUUCAUCCGUGUUCUUUAGCCUUUCAACUGUUAACUGAAUUCCAACUAAGUAUCCGCUCCCUACUGUAA